AUGGACCCCUUCACGCAACAAUUGGCUCCCAAAAUUAGAAAGCGGGUUCCCAAAGCAUGCGACCACUGUCGCAAACGGAAGAUUCGCUGCGGUGUUGUCAACUCAACAACAGGCAUGUGCGACAAUUGUGUGAAAUUUGGCGUUCCCUGUACUUUCAAACACCAUCAUGAAAUGGAACGACAACGGCUGGUUCAAGGUUUCGAUCUUGAAAAGCCACGGGUCUCUAACGGCGGGGUGAAAAAACCGCGGAAAAAUAGCGACUCUUUCUCCAAACCAGACUUGAACACUCUGUCAGAGACCGCCAACCCAAAUUCGCCGCUCCAAACCCUGGAAAACAAGCUGGAGGCCUUAGAAUCUCAAAUAGGCGUUCUGUUGAAACUUCUAACAAAUCAAAACUCUACUAGCUCUUCAAAGUUCCAGGAUCAGACUGCGUCGUUCCAAAGCGCGGAACAACGGAGGGACGCUCAACUACCAGGUUUGCUCGACGUGUCACCUUAUCCCAAGCCAAAACGCUAUAAAUCGUCUCUGAUAACCAAAAGACGGAUCGCAUGGCUCCGCAACCGAGCCAAAUUAUGCUACGGCCAGAAUCAGACCAAUCCAGUGCCCGGUGCAGAGGUGCCAGUGAUAACGUCUUUCACGCCUUUAAUGGACGUUUUCGUUGUAUCCUCCAAAUGGUAUGUGGCAGAGGUGAAGAAGCUAAUUGACUAUUCUAACCCUUUUGUUCCCGUAACUGGAUCACAACUCUAUCCGCUACCCCCGCAGCAGGUAGUCCAAAAAAUGGUCCAACUGUGCGAUUAUCGCAUUUUUCAAGGCGCUCUCAGCAUCGUGGGCUACAGUGAAUUGGAUACCAUAGUCAGUCGAUGCUAUGCUGGCGAAAAGCUUUCGUAUUCUGAACUUCUUCUCAUCGACAUCUGGAUAUGCGUCUGCACAGCUUAUGAUGUUAGUGGAACAGAUGACUAUUACUUGAAGCAACCGAGUUCAGAGAUGCAUAUUCGUGAGAGCCACAUGCUCCUCAACUCCAUGUAUCAAUAUCACAAGGUAUCGCUGAUCAGCGAAGGUUUCCGUUCGGUUCAGGCGCUCCUUUUGCUGUACCAAUAUGUGCAAACCAAAAUUAGUGCAAAUGUUGCAUACAGCAUCUUCUGCGUUGCUCAAAGGUAUGCUCAAGAUGUGGGACUUCACAAACGUAAGACGUAUGAAGGCUUGAGUUUUGAAGAAUCAUGGUUGAAACUCAAGAUGUGGUAUAUGUGUGUCACCAUCGAUGCACAUCUGUCCCUGGCGUUUUGCAGAGCUCCUUUGAUAAACAUUGAAGAAAGCGAUGUCUUCACAGAAGCCUUUUAUGCCGAUUUUAUCAAAUGCCAUGACCUUGCUCGCAAUGCUACCACUGAAAUGGAACCUUCAGAUCAUGGAAGUCUCAAGCACUCAAUCUCAAUUCUUUUGACAAGCCCCGACACCCUCCUUAUUGGAGGAUGUUAUUAUGGGAUACAGCUGAGUCAAAUAUCUGGUAGAAUAUACAGAGAUCUCUUAGGACCCGACGUUAUGUCCAAGAACACAUUUGAUGCAGUCCUUCGACGCGCUCUCUCAAUUCUCAAUGACUUGAAGGAGUGGGAAAAGUCUUUACCUGAAGAGUUGUCGCUUGAAUAUUAUGAAAAGCACAUCGAAAACCUUCAUCACUCGCAUCAGAAUCCGGAUCUUGAGAUUACGGACGUGCAUUUAGGAAUACUCUCUACAAGCGUUCUGUCCUUUCAUUUUGAACGCUUGUACCUAACGAUAUUGGUGUGUCAAAUGAUGUCUUCCUUCAUAACAGAUAACACUGACAUACAUUCGCGUUCGGCGUUCAACGUUGAGCUGCUACAGCAAAGAGCGCUCAAAGAUCUGCGUUCUUCUGCCAUGCAGCUCAUAUCAAUAUGGCCCCGUAUCAAGUUCGUUCCUCAUAUGCUGCAGAGAAUGUUUUAUAUCUUGAGCGUUGGUGCAUAUGGUCUCCUUCUGACGUCGAUUGGGCUGGCGCAAGAAGAGGACACGGCAAAAUACAUUGCUGCCCUGUGCGAUGUGUACACGUACUUGUGCGAUGAAGGUGACUCAAAGCUUUUGAUAGAUAACAUCAAAUGGAAUGUUUCGAUGUUCAUUUACACCUUCCUGCUGACGCUGGCGAUUCAAUGUUUCAACAGCAUGUGCCCUCAGGCCAGCAACUACAAUUUCACUACGGACUCGAUCACCAACAAAUUCCCGUUUUGGAUGGAUCGGUGUGAGCAAAACAAAGUCGUCGCUGUCAAUCAAUUACGCGAACACUUGAAUAUCUUCGCACCCUCUGUCGACUUACCUGAUGGUGCCGAAAACGAUGACUUAGCCUUAGAACGAAUGCGUAAGGAAUCGGAUUUUCCCAGGGCAUUCCAUCUUUUCAGUGAAGUCAACGUCGGCGAUUUCAAGUGCCUUUUGUCAUCGCUUCCCAUCCAGAUAGUGUCUAGAGACACUGCCGCAUCAUCCACUGCACCGCAAGGUGUGGAAGACAAGGGUGCACCAGCAAAUUUCUCUCAAGAAAUGCCAGAAGUUGGGACUGGUCUACUGAAUGGCUUUGAUGGGGCAUUCGGGCUGGAUUUCAGUCCUAACGAUUUUAAUCAAGUUUCGGGAGCCACCUUUUCAAGUGACCAGACAGAGUUUGAAAACGCUCUGGACAACUUACUAUUUGAGAGGGACUUCGCCUUCCCGGCCAUGAUGUGA
Molecule: messenger RNA, 2715 nt
Organism: Lachancea sp. 'fantastica'
Lineage: Eukaryota; Fungi; Ascomycota; Saccharomycetes; Saccharomycetales; Saccharomycetaceae
Source: the annotation of a GenBank genome assembly